AGCUUAAAGUGCUGAGACGAGGGCCCCAUUAUGCCAACCUAGCAUUGCAGUCGUUACGGCUGCUAGAGGGAGUGAUUCACAAUGGAAGUUACUGAUAUUCUUGACUCUUUGGAGGACCUGGGAUACCAGGGUCCACUUCUAGAGGAUGGAACUCUUGAGACAGCUGUGACUGGUGGUGCUGAAUCUCCAGAGUUCACCAAACUGUGUGCGUGGCUUGUGUCUGAGCUGAAACUCUACUGCAAACUAGAGGAGAAUGUGCAGGCGACCAACUGUCCAAGCGAGGCGGAGGGGUUUCAGCUGGAGAUGAGUGGUCUUUUAGCUGAGCUGUGCUGUCCGUAUCCUGCUCUGACCACGGGAGAGGUCACCAAACGUCUGCUGAAUGCUAACAACUGCGUCUUACUGUUAAGCUUCUUGAUUUCUGAGCUGGAGUCAUCCAGGAUGAUCGUGGUGAAUCAGCCUCAGAAGAAGGUGCAGGAGACGGGAGGCAGUAAAGUGUUCAUGGAGCUGAAGGGCAUCUGUAUGGCUCUGGGCAUGUCCAAACCUCCAUCCAACAUCACCAUGUUCCAGUUCUUCAGUGGUAUUGAGAAAAAGCUGAAGGAAGCAUUGGCCAAGGUCCCUCCAUCUCAUAUAGGAGAACCUCUUAUGAAGAAACCACUGGGCCCUGUACACUGGGAGAAAAUUGAAGCAAUUAACCAAGCACUUGAGAAUGAGUAUGAAGUCAGAAGGAAAAUGUUGUUGAAACGACUGGAUGUGACCGUUCAGUCUUUUGGCUGGUCAGAAAGAGCCAAGACGCAUGCUGAUAAACUUUCGAAAGUAUACCAGCCUCUUCGUGUAGCACUGGCCACAAAAACCAGAGUGUCUGUGGCUCACCUGUUUGCUGCUAGAGAAGAUUUAUCAAAGAUCCUGAGAACCAGCAGUGGCCACACCAGGGAGAAAACAGCCUGUGCCAUCAACAAGGUUCUGAUGGGUCGUGUUCCUGAUCGAGGAGGGAGACCCAAUGAAAUCGAACCCCCACCUCCAGAGAUGCCCACAUGGCAGAAACGCCAAGACGGUCCACAAGGUGGCGGUGGAGGAGGCCAGUAUUACUCUGGAGGAGGAAGAGGUGGAGGACGAGGGGGUUACGAUCAGCAGCAGGGAGGCCGAGGAGGUCACGACAGGGGAGGUGGUGGAGGCGGCAGAGGUGGGAGAGGAGACCACCGGGGAGGCAAAGCCCAGGGCAACUGGCAGGAUGGAUACCAAGGUCAUUACCAGGACGGAGGAUAUCGAGGGGGUUACGGAGGAGGAGGUGGCAGUGGCGGAGGUGGCUACCAUGGAGCCCAACAAGGGUCAGGAUACCAAGGAGGAGGCUACCAAGGAGUCCAACAAGGACCUGGCUACCAAGGUGGAGGAGGAGGAGGAGGCUACCAGGGCGGAGGUGGCGGUUACCAGCACGAGGGCUACUAUCAGGACGGAGGACGACACCAGGAGAGAGGUGGAAGAGGAGGUCGUGGAGGAAGAGGACGGGGAGGAGGAGGUGGAGGAAGAGGCACUGGGCAGGGAGGAGGCUGGGGUGGAAGAGGAGGGCAGAAUUUUAACCAGGGCGGGCAGUUUGAGCAGUUCUUCCAGCAAGGUGGGCACCAGUACAGCCAGGCAGGGUUUGGCCAGGGGAGACAGUUUACUAGCUGAAAACAGACUGUUUCUGCAAUCCAUGGCUUCAAAGAGGACCCAGAAUUCUCUGAGGGCGGGAAACCAAGAGAGAAGUACACAGGCCUCUGAGCGAGCAGGUAGACAUUACAUUUCAUCAUUCCCAUGGUGCCUCUGGAGUCUGCUUUACCGAGAUCUCCUGUGAAUGAACAGUGGGCUUCUGCAUGUGUACUGUUGGUCAAAACGGUUCUGCUUCCACCAGAGCAAGUGUCCAAAAAACUCCCAGGAUGAACUUUGCGUUGCUGGGCUUCUUUUCUUUCUCUUUUUUUAUUUUCUUCUCCUCAUUGAUGAUCGACAUCGGUCCAGUCUACUGCCUGAUCUACGCUGCCCCGACUCUGAAUCUGAUGAAGCCUUAUACUAGACAAUUUAUGAAGAACAUUUGUUUUUCUAGUUUUAUUUAUGGAAAUAUUACUUUGACAACAUUAGUUCUCAAGGUCCAUACUGUUAUUUCAGGAAUCAGCACUUAAUGGAAUUUUUUUUGUCUCUGUUUAACAUGCGAGACAGUCUGCCAACGGUUAUGUGUGAAUGUUUAUUUGCUGACUGACUGUGUGGAAACCCUAAGAUUGAUUGAUUGACUGACUGAGUUGAUUUGAGAUUUCUGGUGUUUUGGGAAACAGUGUUAAAGAUCACCUUUACAAUGUUAAAAGGUUUUUGAAUGAAUUAAUAAACCAAGACAAGAGCUGA
Messenger RNA from Danio rerio (zebrafish), 2367 nucleotides. The record is from RefSeq and is a predicted model, not a curated record. Lineage: Eukaryota; Metazoa; Chordata; Actinopteri; Cypriniformes; Danionidae.